CGGUAUUCAACAACUACAAAAGCUAAAAGAAAUUGAAUUAUUCUCAUCAACGUAUGGGCGAUUGUAGCAGUGAAUCGGGUUGCCGAUAAACAGUAAAAGUCGGGCUCAGCCACACCACAUGAUGCCAAGACAUGUGGCUUAUCCCGUUCUUCUCCGAUUUCUCCAUAUCAAAUUAUCAACUCCAGACCUCACCUGUUGAUUCCUUCAGCCAAAAGCGAAUCCUCGAGGGCAUUGAGCCAAGGCUGAAAAUGCCGUCCGGAAUCUUCAAUUCAAGUUAUUACGGCAAAGACUAUCGUGCCGGGGCUGCCCUGCUUCGAGCUCGGCGGCCGUAUCUAGUUAGAAAUGCUUUGACAGGGCUAGGGCUUUGUGUAUUCACUGUUGGAGUUUAUGCCUUUACGAUUCGUGCCGUGGGUCAAGAGGAUUUUUCUGAUGUCGUUGUUCCCGAAGCAUCGACAGUAAACAGUCAACAACAAAAGUAGAUUCGUGCUUUUUGACUGAUGGCGAUGUACGAUACUUCAAUCCUUCGAAAUACCCUCAUGUCUACUUCUUAUGUAUUCUAUCCCGAAUUGGAGUUUGAGAACUGGAAUCAAUGUUGGCAUGACUCAGAGCCUGUGUGUUGUUUGGCCCCGGAAUUAUUAUGUCCCUGCAUAUACGUCUUGUGUAGAUACAAUUAUGUCAGACUUUACGUGCAAGGUCCAUUGUCUACUACGUUGACACAGAUCAUGGUCGGGAAGACUGGUCUCUAUGGAUAGAUUCGGAUGGUGAUCUACUCGAACCUGUAUAAACCAAGCACAGAGCCAAGGGGAAAUUGUGCCCAAGGCUUAUUACUGCUCACACGAAACGAAUAUAGAACUCUCCUGGUGCUAUUUAUUUUAUUGG
Messenger RNA from Talaromyces proteolyticus, 879 nucleotides. RefSeq lists its product as uncharacterized. Bases 132 to 479 code for a protein of 115 amino acids. Gene Ontology annotation, biological process: mitochondrial respiratory chain complex IV assembly. The record is from RefSeq and is a predicted model, not a curated record. Gene Ontology annotation, cellular component: mitochondrial inner membrane. The transcript is spliced from 3 exons. Lineage: Eukaryota; Fungi; Ascomycota; Eurotiomycetes; Eurotiales; Trichocomaceae.